Molecule: messenger RNA, 694 nt
Organism: Postia placenta MAD-698-R-SB12
Lineage: Eukaryota; Fungi; Basidiomycota; Agaricomycetes; Polyporales; Adustoporiaceae
Exons: 3
Coding region: 431-586 (51 amino acids)
Source: RefSeq, a predicted model, not a curated record
CUCCUUGUCAUCCUCAGGGUCUGAGCUUGUUUAAGUCUAUGUCGUCGUCUAGAUGUCCGAGCCAUGAGCGCUAGCGCCGGCAUUAACAGACUCGCAUGGGGUGCAGUCUGCUAGGUGUGCUAAAUACACUAAUGUCUUCAUAGCUGUGACUUGAGGAAAUGUAGUGUAGAGUACGAGGUGAGUCUUUCAGUGUGCCGUUGGACCGUUAGAAUGAUGAGUCGCUGGCCGGAUCUUAACUGUUACAAUGAUACAAUGACUACGCCCAUCACGCACGCAGCCAUAUGGUAUUUGUCUCGCACCCAGACCCACAGUAUUCAUACCCCAUUUCGCAGUGGCGGGGCGUGGAUACGGUGGGUCUGGAUACAAGGCAAAAUUGUAUUUUGCUUUCAGCUGGUUUGUCUGUCAGCGGCUAUAUUCAGUGAGUUGCCGAAUGGUGAGGCUCAUGAUUAUUGGUGAGCCAGACACAUGCUAUGUGAAAUUUCCUUUGCCAACUGCAGAUAAGAGAGCACAUCUGAGCACAUCUGAGUACAGUACAGUCCUCGCCAGCCUGAAGACCUCAAAUAUCCUAUUCAAUUCUGCUUUUUAAGUUGUGUGAUUUACAGGUUGCCAAUUUGCAUAACUCAACACAAAGCCAAACUGCUUGAGUGGUAAUACAAGCAGAACAUUGAGACGGCGGUAGCGCCAGCGGCCAGCC